Messenger RNA from Beauveria bassiana ARSEF 2860, 1044 nucleotides. Its product is annotated as proline racemase. Gene Ontology annotation, molecular function: 4-hydroxyproline epimerase activity. The transcript has a single exon. The record is from RefSeq and is a predicted model, not a curated record. Bases 1 to 1044 code for a protein of 347 amino acids. Lineage: Eukaryota; Fungi; Ascomycota; Sordariomycetes; Hypocreales; Cordycipitaceae.
AUGAGAUUUUUGCGGACAAUAUCGGUUGUCGGGUGCCACUCAGAAGGAGAAGUUGGAGAUGUCAUUGUCGGCGGCGUGCUAGAUGUACCGGGCAAGACAAUGUACGAGAAGCUCGAGCAUUUCCUCACCAACAAGGAUGACUUGAGACGACUCCUUCUCAAUGAGCCCCGUGGCCGCUCUUCGAUGAACACCAACCUUGUCCUGCCGCCAUGCGACCCCCGCGCCGAUGCGGGAUUCCUGAUCAUGGAGAGUGACGAGUACGCCCCGAUGUCCGGUUCAAACACCAUCUGUACUACUACAGUGCUGCUCGAGACGGGCAUGCUACCCAUGAAGGAGCCAAUCACAAAGCUGAAUCUCGACACCGCUGCUGGUCUCGUCGGCGUCACGGCUCACUGCAAAGGUGGCAAGUGCAAGUCGGUCGCUUUUGACAACGUCCCGUCCUUUGUGGCCGCUCUGGAUCUAAAGGUCAAUGUUCCUGGGCUUGGCCAAGUGAUGGUUGACGUUGCCUGGGGCGGCAUGUGGUAUGCUCUGGUCGAGGCUUCGGCUAUUGGGUUGGAAAUCACAAACGAGAAUGGGCCUCUGCUCGUGGAGCGUGGUGAGCGUGUGAAGCGCGCGGUCCAAGCACAGUUUACACCAGCUCAUCCCGAGAAUACGUCCAUCAAGGGUGUCAGCAUCAUUGCCAUUACAGAGCCGGUUGAAGAAGGGGGGGAUGGCUGCAAGAUGGCUAAAAAUGCCGUCGUGGUGUCGCCUGGUCGCUUCGAUCGCAGCCCGUGUGGAACCGGAACUUGUGCGCGAAUGGCGGUGAUGCAUGCAAAAGGCCAGCUCAAGAUUGACGAAACCUUUCGUCACCGCAGUAUUAUCGGAACGGAAUUCGUCAACCACAUCCGCGGCACAACAAAGGUGGGCAAUUAUGAUGCGAUUCUGCCGACUGUGCAGGGUCGAGCAUGGAUUACCAGCUACAAGCAAAUCAUUCUCGAUCCUGAAGACCCAUUCCCCACAGGAUUCAGGGUGGGAGAUCAAUGGCAUGUAUCGAAAGACCCAUGA